Messenger RNA from Erigeron canadensis, 2057 nucleotides. RefSeq names its product BAG-associated GRAM protein 1. Lineage: Eukaryota; Viridiplantae; Streptophyta; Magnoliopsida; Asterales; Asteraceae. Bases 143 to 1891 code for a protein of 582 amino acids. The transcript is spliced from 18 exons. The record is from RefSeq and is a predicted model, not a curated record.
CUUGUUCUUCUCGUUGUUAUCAAAUGUUUCCAGUUUCAUCUGAAAUGUCUCUCUAACAAUUACAGUUAUUCUUUUUAAUCUCCAUACAUAUACACAUAUACACACAAUAUAUACAUAUACAUAUAUAAUAUAUACAUACAAUAUGAUCAACGAAACCGCAGUCGAAUUUUUACUGCCUUCAUUGUGGGAGGUUGAAGUAACCGUUGCCGCAUCUUUAUUCGUUAUAAUCGCCUAUCUGUUUUUCACAUACAACGGCGAAUUUACUGCGUGUAAUCGAUCUAUCUCCUCUACUGCUUCUUCUGAUUCCCUUGAUGACAGGGAUAAGAUAGAUCAACUGAAGGGUGAUUCUAAUGGCAGUUCUGCUUAUAUUGUAAAGGUGGAACUGCUGGCAGCGAAGAAUCUUAUUGGUGCCAACUUAAAUGGCAUGUCAGAUCCUUAUGCAAUCAUCACUUGUGGUACAGAAAAGCGGUUUAGCUCAAUGGUUCCAGGUUCGAGAAACCCAAUGUGGGGAGAGGAAUUCAACUUUUCUGUGGAUGAACUUCCUGUAAAGAUUAAUGUGUCAAUAUAUGAUUGGGAUAUAAUUUGGAAAAGCGCAGUUCUUGGAUCGGUGACCAUUCCUGUCGACAGUGAAGGGCAAACUGGUGCAGUAUGGCAUCCCUUGAGUAGUUCUCCAGGGCAGGUUUGUCUUCAUAUCAGAACAAUUAAACUCUCCACAAACUCCUCCAGAGAUUUAAAGGGCUAUGCCGGUGCUAAUCCUCGAAGACGGAUAUCAGUAAAUAAACAAGGGCCAAUAGUGGUACAUCAGAAACCCGGACCUUUGCAGACGAUAUUUGAUCUUCUACCAGAUGAGAUAGUUGAACACAGCUAUUCAUGUGCAAUGGAGAGGUCAUUCUUGUAUCAUGGACGUAUGUAUGUAUCGGCAUGGCAUAUUUGCUUCCAUUCUAAUAUAUUUUCCAAACAAAUGAAGGUGAUUAUUCCUUUUGGAGAUAUUGAUGAGAUACGAAGGAGCCAACAUGCUGUAAUCAAUCCAGCUAUAACAAUAGUUCUUCGCAUGGGUGCUGGCGGGCAUGGUGUUCCUCCUUUGCGAAGUCCUGAUGGUAGAGUUAGAUAUAUGUUUGCAUCAUUUUGGAACAGAAAUCAUACAAUAAAAACUCUACAACGUUUAGCAAAGAACUACCAUUCAAUGGUUGAAGCUGAAAAGAAGGAACAACAACAAUCAGAAUUGCGGGCAAGUAGUAGCUCCCUAAAAAGUAGAAAACCAGUUGCGGUUUUAGAAGAAAAUGUGGUGAAAAAACAACAGCCAUUUAUUCAAGAAAAUGUUCUCACUGGCAUAUACAAUGAUGUGUUUCCAAGUACUGCUGAACAAUUUUUUGAAAUGCUGUUGAGUGAUAGCUCAAGUUUCACAAGUAAUUACCGUUCAUCUCGUAAGGACACCAAUCUUAAUAUGGGGCAGUGGCAUUCCGCUGAUGAGUAUGAAGGUCAAGUUAGAGAAAUUACAUUUAGAGGCCUUUGUAAUAGUCCUAUGUGUCCUCCAGACACAGCAAUGACAGAGUGGCAGCAUGCUCUUCUGUCCACUGACAAAAGAUCUCUGGUAUUUGAGACUGUACAACAGGCCCAUGAUGUUCCAUUUGGAUCUUAUUUUGAGGUGCAUUGUAGAUGGGUUGUGGUGACUACAUCCGAAUCCACAUCCACUAUUGAUGUUAAAGUGGGUGUCCAUUUUAAGAAAUGGUGUGUAAUGCAAUCUAAAAUAAAGUCCGGUGCUAUAAAUGAGUAUAAGAGAGAAGUUGAACUAAUGAUAGAAGUGGCUCGUUCGUGUAUCAACUCAAAUCCAGUUGAUGACGAGACAGCUAGUGUUGCUCCUUCUGUAUUGACCACAGAAUCCAAGGAAUAGCUUUAUCAUACACUAAAGGUCCACCUACUUUCUUUUGGACCAUUUAUUCUGGUGUUUAGAAAUGAGUCCAUUUCUAUCUUGGCAGUACCUAAAAAUGUUGUAUGUAAUGGGUUUUGUAAUCCUUGUGCAAUCGAUAAUUUAUAUGAAAUGGCUUUGUUUCUUGUUA